UUCCAUUUCCUUCAUCGCUCAUCCGUUUCAUAUCCUGGUGCACAAGAUGCAUGAGCCUCCUCCACCCCACCGACCCGAAUCCCAAUAUCACUAGGGCACCCAAUGUUCAAGUCGAAGCUGCAGGAUGUGUGCCAGAAGAAGGCGUGGUCGUUACCCGAGUACACCAGCACCAAGGAGGGCCUCGAUCACGACCCUCGCUUCUCUGCCACCGUCGUCGUCAGCGGCCUCACUUUCAACGCUGCCCAAUCCUUCAGGUCCUCCAAGCUCGCCCAAAACGACGCCGCUUGCAUCGCUUUUCAUCACUUCUCUUCUCCCCCUCCCGCCCCCGCCGCCGCCGUACCUCCAGGUGGUUCCCGCCCUCUUCCUUCCGGUUUCCCUCUUAUUGCAGGACCGGGCUCUGAAUGGAGUUGUACAAACAUGCCACAGCAAUUGCAAGAGCCUCAAGCUCCUCAGGUCAUCGAUAAUGCUACUGUUUGUGGUUCUCAGAGCACUGGCAGAACAUUAAAUGUUGAAGAUGUACAACAUUUGCAUAAGAACCAGCUGCAAUAUUAUGCUCAGAAGAGGAAUCUCAUUUUACCUGUCUACUCUUGUGAGCGUGAAGGUCCUCCUCAUAACACUCGUUUCAAAUGUACAGUAACAAUUGAUGGACGGACUUAUCAGGGUCAAGAAUUUCUUCCUACUAUGAAGGAUGCGGAACAUGCAGCUGCGAAAGUUGCUUUGCUCUCCCUGUUACCAGAUGGAGCCCAAGAAGAUGAUUCUGGUUUGUACAAGAACCUUUUACAAGAACUACUUCAAAAAGAAGGCCAACAUGCACCACUCUAUAGCACAACGACAUCGGGGGAACCUCACAUGCGUAGUUUUGUUUCAACUGUGGAGAUUAGAGGAGAAUAUUUUACAGGUCAAGUAGCAAGAAGCAAGAAGCUGGCAGAAGUGAGCGCAGCGAAAGUUGCUUACAAUACUUUGAGAGAUCGUAAGUCAAGCCAGAUUCCGUUGUUUCUCACCCCGGUUUUGCAAGGGCGAGAAGGUCCCGAGGUCAUAUAUUCUCAUGCUCUGCCAGUUGUAGCUGCUGAUCUACAACAGCAAGUGAGACCUAACUCUCCGAAGAUUCCCAUUCUUGAUUCGGUUACUGGGGCACGACAAUCGGAGAUCAGUGUGGCCACAAUGGGAACCAAUCAUCCAUCUGCAACUCUUUCUCCGAGAGUGAAUCUUGAUGUAGGUGGAGGAUCCACUCCACCUGGCAAUGUGCAUGGCCUUGAACCGAAGACUUCACAUUCUGCAUCCCCUGUGUCUCAAAAUGGUUCGUUGUCAACUUUGCCUUCUGACCAUACUUCAGAUAUGGACCCUACUCUUGAGCCACCAGCAAAAAGAUUGUUUACCAACAAGGUUACUGUUUAUCCACGGAUGGCGGUGACACUUCCAGAAGAUUGCACUGUGCUUCCCAUUAGUGAUGAAAAUUGGAUUGCUGUAUCGCAUAAUGUGAGAAAGUAGAAUAAAUUGCUGAUAAUGUGGUGGUUUCAUCUUUCAUGUACUCCAUAGAUGGUUUCUCCUUUCUUUUACUUUUUUGAAAGGAUGGUUUCUCCUUAAGUACUUUAAGACAUAAAUGUCAAUUUGCACUCCGAACUUG
This is a messenger RNA of Argentina anserina (silverweed cinquefoil), 1624 nucleotides long. RefSeq names its product double-stranded RNA-binding protein 4-like. The record is from RefSeq and is a predicted model, not a curated record. The transcript is spliced from 6 exons. Lineage: Eukaryota; Viridiplantae; Streptophyta; Magnoliopsida; Rosales; Rosaceae. Bases 103 to 1488 code for a protein of 461 amino acids. Gene Ontology annotation, molecular function: double-stranded RNA binding.